AUGGAUUCACAAAUCACAAUUCGAAAAGCCGAAUUAAAAGAUAUAAGUGAGGUAUUCGCGAUGUUGCAGGAGCUCUCCGCUUUCGAGAAACUGCCCCAAAAUGUGAAAAUAAGCAAAGAAACAUUCGAAAAAGAUUUUAUUGAAAAGGCUUUCACUAGUUUCGUUGCUGAAAGGUCAGAUGGAAAACUCGUAGGUUACACAGUAUCUUGUCAAGCAUAUUCGACUUGGGAAGGAAGAGUAAUGAGUUUAAGGGACAUUUACGUAAAACCUGAACUAAGGGGAACCGGCAUUGGGAGAAAAUUAUUUAUAACGACCAUGAAAGAUGGUUAUAAAGCCGGCUGUAAUUCUGCCUUUUUCCUGGUUCUCGAUUGGAAUCCUGCAGUGAAGUUCUACAAGGAACUAGGAGCUACAGAUAUAACCGAAAAAGAAAAUUACCACAUUUUCAAGGUUCUAACGGAUGAUUUUGUUAAGCUUUGUACUAGUACGGAAUAA
Phyllotreta striolata is the source of this 492-nucleotide messenger RNA. Lineage: Eukaryota; Metazoa; Arthropoda; Insecta; Coleoptera; Chrysomelidae. The record is from the annotation of a GenBank genome assembly.